ACUUCCUCCUCCCACCUCCUUAUCUCCCUUCACCAUUUUAGCCUUCUCUUCAUCCUCUUAUCUUCUCCCUUAUCUUCCCACUUCGUCCCCCCCUUCUCUAUCUCUCUCUCCCACCAUUUUAACCUUGACUUCUUCCUCCUCUCUUCUUCUCCAUUUCUGCAAAAAUGAACUAUAACAGAGGAGCCUAUAACCUCUCCUGCCACUCUCACCCAAACAAACUGAUAGUUGGAAUCUGUUCUCUUUGUCUGAAAGAGAAGCUCCUCAUCUUAGCUUCAAAACAGGAGUAUCAGAGCAGCCCUUUCAGAAGUCAGAAGAAGAAGAUCGCCACCGUCGCCGGAAAGUUUCCAAACCUCUUUAAACUGAGCCCAUUUCCGGCCACCCUCUUCGAUCACCACCGUCCAAAACUAGAUCCUAUUUCUCCUUCAUCUGAUCAGAGCUCCUCCAUUCUUAGCCUUGAAGAUUCAUUUAUCUCUAUAAAGUUCAAUGGUGGUGAGCUCACGAGGAAGGAAGACAGGAGCGAUGUGGAUGAUGGAAGCCAGAUAAGCAUGCUGAGGUGGCGAAAGCGGAUUCGUUAUGUCUACAACUUGGCGCAAUGGACGUGGCCCAAUAAAAAAGCGAAGAAGUGCCAUGUGGAAGUGGGUGUGAAUGAGCGAGUUGUGUAACGAUUUUGAAUUGCUUCAACACCAUUGAUCGAGUAUCCAUCACAAUUUUAAUGUAUGAGAUCAUAUUCCAUUAUAAGACCUUAAUAAUGAUUUGUAAGGGUUUUAAUUAAAACUAACUAUGAUUGUCAAAGACUAA
Molecule: messenger RNA, 798 nt
Organism: Phalaenopsis equestris
Lineage: Eukaryota; Viridiplantae; Streptophyta; Magnoliopsida; Asparagales; Orchidaceae
Exons: 2
Coding region: 165-662 (165 amino acids)
Source: RefSeq, a predicted model, not a curated record